CCGUUUUCAGUUCCUGUCAACUUUCCCGUCGAUAACCCUGUUACUUUUGCAUAUGGAUUCGCCAACACUUUGCCAAGUCCAAUCUAUGAGACGUUUUAUGUGAAUACGAUGAGUGAAGUGGCGAACUCGUUCGGAUACUUUGGAGUGGUGAGAUUCGAGGUGCUCAAUGAAUCGACCGUCGCCUAUCAUUCGGAGAAGGACAUUUCGAGCUUCCGCAGCGCCGUUUAUAAUCAGUAUGGUUAUGGAGCUAUACCUGGAACUCCACUGAGUACGGAUUCUCAGGUUUUGGAAGCGCUGACAAGCGUCGCCAGUUCGAACAAAGUGUAUGAAAAUUCUCUAAUUGUCUUCUGUCUUGAUAAACUACCGAGAAGUCCUUCAUAUCGACAGUACGCCACAUUGGUCAGCAAGAAUGUAAAGACCGUGUUCCUGAUAGACAAGGCAUCGCUAACUCGAGAGCUCAACCUCAUGCGGUCACCGGUGCCUUUGAACGAAAUUGCCGCUGCCACUAACGGACACCUGAUUGUUAGUGAUCAACGAAUACUACGGAUUUCCAAA
Ostertagia ostertagi is the source of this 555-nucleotide messenger RNA. The record is from the annotation of a GenBank genome assembly. NCBI's taxonomy places the organism in Eukaryota, Metazoa, Nematoda, Chromadorea, Rhabditida, Trichostrongylidae.